Molecule: messenger RNA, 360 nt
Organism: Seminavis robusta
Lineage: Eukaryota; Bacillariophyta; Bacillariophyceae; Naviculales; Naviculaceae
Source: the annotation of a GenBank genome assembly
AUGACAUCUGCACUCAACUCGUUCUUCUCGGAGCUUAUGAUCAACCAUCAAGUCGAUGCCUUCGUUUCUGUUGAGACCGAUAACGCCGCUGGCCUCGUUGUUCCGCCUUCCAAGGCCUUGAAAAAGAGGAAUGCCAAGAGGUGCCGGUGGGAGAGUUGUCCACAUUCAAACGGAAAACCACGAAACACUCGUCGGGGAAAAGAUUCCUCUCCAACUCCACCCCCACGAAGAAGGUCCUCAUUGAGCAAUCAAAGCCUGGACGAAUGUUGCCAUCUCGAAGGAGGGAUCAUGAGACACGUUUUGAACAGUGGGGAGAGAUGCCAACCCAUCAUUAGGACAAACAGUCGCAAGAACCAAUGA